AUGUGUGAGGUUUUUGAGAGAUCCCCUGAGCACAAAUCUCAAUCGGUGCUUCUCAUGGAGGAGGCUGAAGAAAUACAAGAAUACAAUUGUGUGAAAUUGUUUCUCUCUAUAUGUGAGAAGUGGACGUUCCAGCAGCCAGUGGAGAUUUCCCCUGAGCUGCAAAAAAGACUCAGUGAUUUCUCCCAGAAACCUGUUGCUCUAACAGAGACUCUGAGGAAGUUCAAAGACACUCUGCCAUCUAAACUGGAGACAAGAAGAGGGGAACCCCUAGGAGCACUCGUGAAUGUGACACUGGAUCCAGACACGGCUCAUCCCCAGCUCAUCCUGUCUGAGGAUCGGAAAAGUGUGAGAAUUUUGUGUUCUGAAAGAAGAUGUCUUCUGCCUGAUCAUGAGCAUAUCAUGAAGGACUGGAAGUACCAGAUACAUUAGAAACCACCAAAAAUGAAUGCACUGCAUUUGAGAAGUUCAUUAACAGAUUUGUGCAAAAUCACAAGAAGAAACCAAGAAGGAUGUAGCUAUAGUGCUUCAUAGAAGGCUUAAGUAGCCAACUUUAUUGUGUGAGAUGAUUUUAAAACAUGUAUUAAA
Molecule: messenger RNA, 585 nt
Organism: Gopherus flavomarginatus (Mexican gopher tortoise)
Lineage: Eukaryota; Metazoa; Chordata; Testudines; Testudinidae
Product: tripartite motif-containing protein 15-like
Exons: 5
Coding region: 1-429 (142 amino acids)
Source: RefSeq, a predicted model, not a curated record